Paramacrobiotus metropolitanus is the source of this 1218-nucleotide messenger RNA. RefSeq names its product ribosomal RNA processing protein 36 homolog. Gene Ontology annotation, cellular component: 90S preribosome; nucleolus. The record is from RefSeq and is a predicted model, not a curated record. Bases 152 to 718 code for a protein of 188 amino acids. The transcript has 3 exons. NCBI's taxonomy places the organism in Eukaryota, Metazoa, Tardigrada, Eutardigrada, Parachela, Macrobiotidae. Gene Ontology annotation, biological process: maturation of SSU-rRNA from tricistronic rRNA transcript (SSU-rRNA, 5.8S rRNA, LSU-rRNA).
GCAGCAAGCUUUGAAGUUUGGAGCUUUCUUUGCAGACUUUUUUUGAAGUGUGGUGUAACUUGUAAGCCAAACAAACACUCGUAGAACAUAUUGACUCGAACUUUUCAAAUUUUUUUCUUAAUCUGGAACUGAUGUUUUGCUCCUGUUAACCAUGAACCGUAUCAGUGAUGAUUUUAAGCCUACUGCCAGUAGGAGAAAAAAUGCGCCCAUGGAAAUGUCUUCCAAGAAGCCAAAUAUGCAGCGUUUUCCCAGCGGAUCGACAACCGUAAAAAGGCAGCGCUAUCGCGACCCACGCUUCGACGAGCGCUGUGGCCAGUUUUCUGCCAACUCUUUCGAAGACAAUUAUAAAUUUGUAUACGAUCUUCGGCGGAAAGAGAUGGAUAUGGUAAAAAAACAGCUCAAAAUGGAGAUGGACCCCGAAGCUCGCGAUAAGCUACAGAACUUACUCGGAAGACAGGAAAAUCAGGAACGAUCUAAAAUGCAGAAAAAGAAAGGAAACGUGAAGGAGAUGGAAAGGAAGGAGCUGAACAAAAAGCGCUUAAACGAAGGGAAAAAGCCGUUUUUCAUGAAAAAAUCGGAUAAAUCGCUUCUGGAUAUGGUUGCUCAGUUCGAAGAUUUAAAAAAGAAAGGAAAACUGAAAUCAUACAUGGAGAAGAAACGGAAGAAGAACGCCCAUUCCGAAUCGAAGCUUCUAGUACAAAAACACGUUUCGCCAUAAAACACAGAGAUGAUAUAAAGGCUUUUUAUCUCUGACAAGUGACAACGAAAGAAUAACUGUUUUGAAAGACAUGCACAGAAUAUGCUGCGGAUUAUUCCGGCUGCCAGUCCUGAAUUCGCUUAAUUUGUUCCAAUAAUAUCUCAUAACUUUCUUGAGCAGCUUGGAUCUGGGAUUCAGCGUAAUCGAUCAGUGCCUGUCGGAAUCCCUUGACUUCCGUCUCGUCCAGCCUUUCGAUCUGUACAAAGAAAACGAUGGAAAUACAUCAGUUAUGAAGCUUAACAAAUCAAAUCUGGUCAUGUUGCUGGUAAUUUUCCUAAGUGGUAUUGCGGAAUUGCAUGUAGCAUAAUCGUAUUGGAAAACUGCAUAUUACGAGUGGAGUUGUCUUCCGUCUGCUCGAUCAAUGGCUAAAACGGGAAUGUACAUCCACUCCGCUGGUGGAUUUAACAGCUGAUACAGUGAACUUAUUAAGUUGUCAAUGGAUGCUUAAAAGCCCUCCAUGA